Molecule: messenger RNA, 1455 nt
Organism: Colletotrichum graminicola M1.001
Lineage: Eukaryota; Fungi; Ascomycota; Sordariomycetes; Glomerellales; Glomerellaceae
Exons: 3
Coding region: 1-1455 (484 amino acids)
Source: RefSeq, a predicted model, not a curated record
AUGUCCGCCUUCAGCAUGCUAGGCUCGGGGGUGGAUAUAUUGGGAAUGAGUCCGGCCGAGUUCUAUUGUCUUUUACAGAAGGACGUUGAACGUGAGCUGGAACGUCACUUCCCUCAGUACAUUGACAACGAGUCACUCCUAGACAUCUACACCAAGUGGCUAGUCUUCCAGAUUCCUAACCUGGGACAUCGUUCCCACGAGGAUUCGUCCGAAACUAUCAGGCGAGGUUGCGACUACUUGAGUUCCAGAAAUUACAAGAAGGGACUCGUCCUCAGUGCCUUCUCGAGGCACAAAAACUGCUACAUCAGAGGCCAUCCUGAGGCAACACGACGCCGAGCGAACCUCGCCAUCGUCUUGAUUCUUACCGCCCUUUUUCGCACUAUCCUGAUUCUUAUUCUCGUGGAGACUACUUUUACCGUCCUGAUGAUUUUUAUCGCCCCGGCAAAACCCGUCGCCCCGAUAUUUCGGUUCAUCGUGAUGAACCAGAUCGCCAGGAUAAUUCGGAACGCCAGAACGGGCGUCUAUCCCCGUACCAUGACAAUGACUCACGGCACUAUGAGUCUCCAUAUUGCGGUGAUAGAUUGCAUCGUCGCGAAUCUCCAGGUCGCUGGGAUGAGCCACGCCGCCGCGAGCCGUCGGCUCGCCCCAAUGGAUCACGCCAAGCCGCUGAUUCGUAUAAUCCUGACGGAUCGAGGCGUCGGGAGAAAGCGUUCAGAUGGCCGACUGUCACCUUGGGAUGAUAUCCACCCGCCACCGAAGAAGCCGCGCCAACAAGAUGCUUGGGAAGGCGGUCUGCCAUGGGAUGAUUUCGAGGCACCUCGAGAGAACAAUAAGAGAGAUUCCGCCGACUCUGCGGCUGCCAAGCAUGUUAUCGCCAUCGAUCAUGAGCCUGCUCCGAUUGACAAUUCGAAGAAAGCGGUAGCUAGCCUUGGCGUAGCCAAGGCAGCGGGAGAACCGACUGAAGCCGAAUGGGAGCAAGCUGGAAUAGAGGCAAACGCAUUCCUGGAGGCGCUCGGCAGGGAGUUGGCCGAGUGCCCGGAACUUGAAACCUCAGCUAAUUUGCGGAACCAAGGCAACAGCGAUAGCCCUACUUACUCGUCCGCUUCGCCCGUUUCCAGCGCUUGUCAAUACCACUCUCCAGCAAACUCAGUCCCAGAUGACGACGAGGAUUCUUUCAUGGAUGACGUUCUUGACGAUAUUGCCGAACCAACUCGAAGCAAGGGUUGUAAGAUCGACGAAGACCAGCCUUGCUCUGAUCCAGUCAUUAUCCCUUAUCAGACUCUGAAGUCGCUCCAGAGAGAUCCGCCAUACGACUCUGAUGUUUUGAAUCUUUUCCGGUGCAAGAGGGACAGCCAUGUAUACAUCAACGUGGCCAGGCGCAGAAAUGCUGUCGAUUUUUACACGGAGACUGAAGAAGAACGAGCCACCGUUAGCAUGUCAAAUCUUGCAGUCUGA